AUGCUUCCUUCCUACGCAGUCGCUGCGGCUGCGGCGGUCCGAAGGAGCUUGCCUCUCUAGGCAGCCAGGGCCUCUCCUCCAUGGUUCUGUCUGUCAGUGUUGUUUGGGGGGCCCGCGGGUGAGGCUGGGCCGCGCCCCGACGCUUGGAUCCUCGAGUCGGUCAACGGUGCCGUGAACGUCCGCGGUCCAUGGCGCGGCGGCGCUGACUCGGGUCGCGGCGGCGCCGGGGCCCGCUGGCCGGCAUGGCGGGCCAGUUCCGCAGCUACGUUUGGGACCCGUUACUCAUCCUGUCGCAGAUCGUCCUCAUGCAGACCGUCUACUACGGCUCGCUGGGCUUGUGGCUGGCACUGGUGGACGCUCUGGUGCACAGCAGCCCUUCGCUGGACCAGGUGUUCGACGACCAGAUCCUGGGCUUUUCCACCCCUCCAGGCCGGCUCUCCAUGAUGUCCUUUGUCCUCAACGCCCUCACCUGUGCCCUGGGCUUGCUGUACUUCAUCCGGCGAGGGAAGCAGUGUCUGGAUUUCACUGUCACUGUCCAUUUCUUUCACCUCCUGGGCUGCUGGUUCUACAGCUCCCGGUUCCCCUCGGCGCUGACCUGGUGGCUGGUGCAGGCCGUGUGCAUAGCACUCAUGGCUGUCAUCGGGGAGUACCUGUGCAUGCGGACGGAGCUCAAGGAGAUCCCCCUCAACUCAGCCCCUAAAUCCAAUGUCUAGAAUGGGGUCCUUUGGGUACCCUGCUGGGCACUUGGCACACUCACCACCACCCCAACACGUUGGGCUGUUCAGAACCUCCAGAUGAGGUUGGGCCCGGGUCUGAAAGGAACCCUGCAAAUGUGAAGUCUCUGUUGGUGAGGGAGAGAUAGUGAGGCCUGUGAAGAAGGCAGGUAGAAGCAGAUCACAGCUGCAGGAUGGCCUCUGUCUGCCGAAGCCUUGGUACCCAGGAGGUCAGCGAGGGGACCUCUUUCAGGGGAAUAACAGAAUUGGAACCAUGUCACUCUUGAGCCAUCAUACCUGACACCAGCCUGUUAUUUUUAAAAAGAAAAAAAAAAUCAAGGAUAUAUGAUUGGAGCAAACUGCUCUUCCAGUCUUCUGUCUUACCUCCCUGGGACAGCACUUACCUUUGCCAUGUUGCCGAACCACAGCUCUUCUCUUGGAGAAACGGUUUCCAGAUCCAGAGCCCCAGAAAGAGAUGUGGUGCACAGUAUUAGCUGCUGCCAGGGAGCGGCGGCAGGCGGAAGCAUCAAGCACAAGGGACGUGCGCAGCCUGCGCCCUGCUCCACUCGUGCGCACCCAUGAAUCCGUGACUGACUUUCUCCCAGUUCUCUCUGCUGGGCCUCACCCUGCUGCCAGCUUUCAGCAUAGCAGAGAACGACCCAGAGAAGAAUCCCAGUACCCAUCGCUCCCAGUCUUACCCUCACAGUUGAGUCACUGCCUGUUCUCAAGGAAUGACCAGACACCCCAGCUCUCGCUAGAACUCGGGCAGUAGUUCCUUUUUCCGGCCUUACUUGGAAUUCUCCAGUGGCGAGGGAACCGCGGGUGCCUGCCCUCGCCGCUUGAGCUGUGUUGAUAGUGCCGAGGGAGAUGGGAAUUUGCUGCUAAGAAUUUUCCUUGGGGCAGGUGUUUUCUGUGAGGGGCUUGCGGCUCUCCUUCCUAGGUAUAUAAAUACAGUAUUUU
Condylura cristata (star-nosed mole) is the source of this 1673-nucleotide messenger RNA. RefSeq names its product Sys1 golgi trafficking protein (gene SYS1). NCBI's taxonomy places the organism in Eukaryota, Metazoa, Chordata, Mammalia, Eulipotyphla, Talpidae. Gene Ontology annotation, biological process: Golgi to plasma membrane protein transport; protein localization to Golgi apparatus; Golgi to endosome transport. Bases 243 to 713 code for a protein of 156 amino acids. The transcript is spliced from 4 exons. Gene Ontology annotation, cellular component: trans-Golgi network; Golgi membrane. The record is from RefSeq and is a predicted model, not a curated record.